This is a messenger RNA of Didymella exigua CBS 183.55, 2124 nucleotides long. RefSeq lists its product as uncharacterized. Lineage: Eukaryota; Fungi; Ascomycota; Dothideomycetes; Pleosporales; Didymellaceae. The coding region runs from base 1 to 2124 and encodes 707 amino acids. The record is from RefSeq and is a predicted model, not a curated record. Gene Ontology annotation, biological process: exocytosis; Golgi to plasma membrane transport; intracellular protein localization. The transcript has 2 exons. Gene Ontology annotation, cellular component: exocyst.
AUGUCGGAGAAGCAAAAGGGCAUCUCGCUGCGCAAGAAGCGCGGCGACAAGAGCAAGAAGAAUGCUCCGACCAUCAGCGCGCCGCGCCAGAUCAGUGCGCCCAUGCCCGCGGGCGCGGCAACCCUCCCGAGCUCAGGACGGCCCUCGCAGGACUCGGGCCGGUCGCGCACCAGAGGGCAGCGCGACGAGGGCAACGCGCAGUCGCAGUCGCAGCCGCAGCAGCGCCAGCGGGCGGACAAGACGGCCGACCUGGUCAAGCGACGGUACUCGCAGAAGAUCCUGCAGCUGCCCAGCGACUUCCCCGGCAGCGGCGCGCCCAUGCCGGACCUACCGCAGAUGCCCAGCCAGUAUAGAGACGGCAGAGACGGCAGAAGCGGCAGAAGCGGCAGAAGCGGCAGAGGCGGCGGCGGCGGCGACGACGGCAGCCAGACGCGCGACGGGCCGCCCGACCGCAGCGCCGACGGCCGCGCGCUCACGGUCGACAUGCGGGCCCUGCGCGACCCCGGCCUGCAGCCCGAGCAGUACGUCGCGGCGAUGCUGGCCGACGCGACCGAGGACGACGUGCGCCGCUACCAGGACGAGCUGCGCCGGGCCAGGCACCGCACCUCGAUCGACCUGCAGAGCAACGUCUACCAGAAUCGCACCCAGUUCAUCAAGAUCAGCAACGAGGCCGAGAAGCUCAAGGCCGAGAUGCGCACCCUGCGCCAGCUCAUGGCGGACCUGACGACCACGCUCGAGCAGACGGCCUCGGCCUCGGCCUCGGCCUCGGUCACGGCCAACGGAGACGCCGCCGCGGCCGCCCGCAGAGCCAAUCGCAGCUCCAUCGGCGACCUGAACCAGAUCCGCGCGGGCCAGCUGCAGCAGCUCUACCGCGACGUCGAGGGCUCGCAGAAGUACCUGCCGCCCAUCCCCGGCCGCUACAUUGUGUGGAAGUCGCGCCGCUGGUUCGAGCUGGACUCGGCCACCCUCAAGGCCCGCCGCCGCGUCCGCCUGCUGCUGCUCAACGACCACCUGCUGCUCGCGGCGGAGAAAAAGGCCCGCAACGACGUGGCGGCGCAGCGCGACCGCAACCGCUCCGCGGUCGAGUACCUCGCGCAGCGCUGCUUCGCCCUGCAGGACGUGUCCGUCUCGCGCGCGCCCGAAGAGCGCGUCAUCAUCCGCGCCGGGCCCGAGUCCAUCACCCUCGACACCAAGCAGGAAGACACGGCCGACAAGAUCACCUUCCUGUCCACCUUCCGCAAGACCAAGGACGACCUGCGCAAGUCGCACGAGGCCGACGUCGAGGACAAGGACCGCGCCCAGGACAGCUACAACCACAUGCUCUCCCGCGACCCGGCCCUGCGCAGCCAGACCGACCUGCUGGAGAGCUUGGGCGAGGGUGCGGCCCACAGCACCGUCAGCACCUUUGUCGACACGGACGGCCAGACGCGCAACGUGCGCUGGGUCGAGUCGCAGCUCGACGACCUGGAUAUUGAGAUUGCCCUGCAGCGCUUCGAAGCCGCCGUCGCCAAGGUCGAGCGCCUCAAGACGCUGUCCCAGAACAUGCGCGGCAACGAAAUGGCAAAGACCAUUGUCACCUUCAAGGUCAACGAGCGCGCCGCCCGCCUCGCAACCGUCCUCGUCCGCCAGCUCGGCGAGCCCAACUCGUGGAACGGCCCCAUUGGCCAGCACGUCACGUGGGUCAACAGACUGGGCUUCGAGGACCGCGCCCGCGAAGCCUACCUCGACGCGCGCACCGGCCUCAUUCGGGCACGCUCACGACAAUGCACCUUUGAAGGCUCCCAUCCAACCUACAUCUUCCAAAUCUCCUACAUCUACUUCCUGCUCAUCAAAAACACCGUCUCCACCUUCCAGACCUGCUUCCCCCAGCCGCUCAUGUCGGCCUGCGUGAAAUGGGCCAAGGAGCACGUCGACCACUUCAACGUCAUCCUGGCGCGGCAGCUGAGCAGCGUCGACAAGGGCGGCGACAUCUGGACCCAGUGUCUGGACCUCGCGCAGGAGCAUGCGGGCAUGCUGCGCGACGUGGGCCUGGAUUUCGCAGAGCUGGUGGGUGCGGCCGUGGGCGCGCCCGAGGGGGUGGAGCUGCGAUCGAGCGAGCCCGUGGGAUUGGGUGUGAGUUCGUAG